Molecule: messenger RNA, 1854 nt
Organism: Oryzias melastigma (Indian medaka)
Lineage: Eukaryota; Metazoa; Chordata; Actinopteri; Beloniformes; Adrianichthyidae
Gene: puf60a
Product: poly-U binding splicing factor a
Exons: 11
Coding region: 173-1741 (522 amino acids)
Biological process (GO): mRNA splice site recognition; regulation of alternative mRNA splicing, via spliceosome; alternative mRNA splicing, via spliceosome
Cellular component (GO): precatalytic spliceosome; catalytic step 2 spliceosome
Molecular function (GO): RNA binding
Source: RefSeq, a predicted model, not a curated record
ACUUUGAUGUGAAGCAGUCACUAUUGAGAUGCGCCGGAAGUGACGUAUCGCUGAGCAGCGGUGUUGGCGCUGCAGACAGCGACUCACUGAAAAGCAACAAACCUGACCCCCGCGGUGGAACUGUGUACCCUGAGGGCCGGAGCGGGGAGCGCCGGGCCCGGGCUGGAGCUGUAUGGCGGCGGCUGUUUCUGCGGGGGGGCCGGCUCUCAUCAUGGAGAAUGGACAGGGGACCACCACAACCACCAAGCUGGGCCUGCCACCUCUCACCCCUACCCAGCAGGAGGCGCUGCAGAGGGCAAAAAAGUAUGCAAUGGAGCAGAGCAUCAAGAGUGUGCUGAUGAAGCAGACUUUGGUGCAGCAGCAGCAGUUCACCAGCCUGCAGAUGGCAUCACUCACCAUGGGUAUAGGGGAUGCCCUAUCUCCUCUGCAGUCGGUGGCGGCUCAGAGGCAGCGAGCUCUGGCCAUCAUGUGUCGAGUUUACGUUGGCUCCAUAUACUAUGAGCUGGGCGAGGACACCAUCAGGCAGGCCUUCGCCCCUUUCGGACCAAUCAAAAGCAUUGACAUGUCCUGGGACUCAGUUACCAUGAAGCACAAGGGCUUUGCCUUUGUAGAGUAUGAGAUGCCUGAAGCUGCUCAGCUGGCUUUAGAGCAGAUGAAUUCUGUCGUCCUAGGAGGAAGGAACAUAAAGGUUGGGAGGCCCAGUAACAUUGGUCAGGCUCAGCCAAUCAUUGACCAGCUGGCAGAGGAAGCGCGUGCCUUCAACAGGAUCUACGUUGCCUCAGUGCACCCGGACCUUUCUGAUGAGGACAUCAAAAGUGUCUUUGAGGCCUUCGGGAGGAUCAAGUCCUGCAUGUUGGCCCGUGAGCCCACAACGGGACGGCACAAAGGUUACGGCUUUAUUGAGUACGAUAAGCCUCAGUCGUCUCAAGAUGCCGUCGCCUCAAUGAACCUGUUUGACCUUGGGGGUCAGUACUUGCGGGUGGGGAAGGCGGUGACUCCGCCCAUGCCCAUGCUCACGCCAACAACUCCUGGCGGGUUGCCUGCUGCUGCUGCUGUUGCAGCUGCAGCUGCCACCGCUAAGAUCACAGCUCAGGAUCCAGUGGGAGCAACAAUGCUGGGAGCGCUGGCUGGACCGGCGCUCCUCUCCCAGCAGCUCGGGCUUCCUCAGGCUGUCAUGGCCGCCCAGGCUCCCGGUGUAAUCACAGGCGUGACUCCAGCUCGACCCGGCUUUCCUCAGGUGGGUUUGGUGAACCCUGUGUUGGCCACGCCCCCUUCAGCAACAGCUCUGCUGGGAAUUGAGCUGAAGAAGAAGGAAGAGGAGCAGCAGCAGGAGGUGCAGCUGGAUGGAACCAUGGAGCCUCUGAGUGAGCAGGAGCACGUGAGCAUCAGUGGCAGCAGCGCCAGACACAUGGUGAUGAGGAAGCUGCUGCGCAAACAAGAGUCUACUGUCAUGGUUCUGAGAAACAUGGUUGGGCCCGAGGACAUUGACGACGACCUAGAAGGGGAAGUCACGGAGGAGUGCGGUAAAUACGGCCAAGUGAAGCGGGUCAUCAUCUACCAGGAACGGCAGGGCGAGGAGGACGAUGCGGACGUUAUCGUCAAAAUCUUUGUGGAGUUCUGCGAGGCGACGGAGAUGAACCGAGCCAUCCAGGCACUCAACAACCGCUGGUUCGGAGGACGGAAGGUGGUCGCAGAAGUUUAUGACAAAGAACGCUUUGAGAACAGUGACUUGUCCACGUAAUAACUGGAACAAAGAGACUAUGGGGAGUAGGAUAGUGGCCUCUUUCUAACCUGUCGUGUUUUUUAUCAGCGUUUGUCUUCAGGGAAACGUCUCCUCUUCUUCUUUGGCUGGUU